Messenger RNA from Cricetulus griseus (Chinese hamster), 2487 nucleotides. NCBI's taxonomy places the organism in Eukaryota, Metazoa, Chordata, Mammalia, Rodentia, Cricetidae. The record is from RefSeq and is a predicted model, not a curated record.
AUGGCGACCCACCAAUUUGGCAAAGGGCCGUUAGGAUCGAAAAAAAACCCUGGUCAUGGGGGCGACUGGGAGCAAACUUUACCCUUGGACAACCGAAAGACGCCACCCGUCGUAGUCGAGCUAAAAGAGGCUGCCACCCCCGUCUCAGUCAGACAGUACCCCAUGACUCAAGGGGCUAAAGAAGGCAUUCGACCACAUAUCCAGAGACUGUUACAACAAGGUAUACUGAUUCCCUGCCGGUCCCCUUGGAAUACCCCCCUUCUGCCGGUAUGUAAGCCUGGAACCAAUGAUUAUCGGCCUGUCCAGGACUUGAGCGAAGUCAAUAAACGAGUACAGGACAUUGACCCAACCGUGCCCAACCCUUACAACUUGCUGAGUUCCUUACCGCCUGAACGAUCCUGGUACACCGUUCUGGGUUUGAAAGAUGCCUUUUUCUGUCUCAGGUUACAUCCGAAUAGCCAACCCUUGUUCGCUUUUGAGUGGCAAGAUCCCGAAGGAGGACAUACAGGUCAACUGACCUGGACUAGGUUGCCACAGGGGUUCAAAAAUUCACCGACUCUUUUCGAUGAAGCGCUCCACUGUGACCUUGCGCCCUUCAGGGCACGGAACCCCCAGAUUUCUCUCUUGCAGUACGUAGAUGAUUUACUGCUCGCAGCCUUGACCCAGAUGUGCCUCGACAGGACCAGAAAGCUCCUAAAGGAAUUGGGUGAGUUGGGGUACCGGGUGUCCGCCAAGAAAGCCCAGUUAUGCCGCUCGGAGGUGACCUACCUAGGAUACACCCUCCGAGAAGGGAAGUGGUGGCUCACUGAAGCACGGAAAAAGACUGUGAGGCAGAUCCCGACCCCCACCACUCCGCGACAAGUACAUGAGUUUUUGGGAACUGCGGGUUUUUGUAGACUCUGGAUACCUAGGUUUGCCAUGCUGGCGGCCCCUCUGUACCCACUCACUAAAGAAAAAGUCCCAUUCACCUGGACGGAGGAGCACCAAAGAGUCUUUGAUAAGAUAAAGACUGCCCUGCUCACAGCUCCUGCUUUGGCCCUGCCAGAUCUGACUAAGCCUUUCACUCUAUAUGUUGAUGAGCGUGCUGGAGUGGCCCGUGGAGUUCUGACUGAGACCCUGGGGCCCUGGAAGCGGCCGGUGGCCUACCUAUCUAAAAAGCUAGACCCCAUCGCCAGCGGGUGGCCCUCUUGCUUGAAACCCAUUGCUGCAGUAGCCCUACUUGUAAAAGACACUGAUAAGCUCACCCUGGGUCAGCAUGUGACUGUAAUCACUCCCCAUGCUUUAGAAAGUAUUGUGCAGCAGCCCCCCGACCGCUGGAUGACAAACACCCGGAUGACACAUUACCAGAGCUUGUUGUUAAAUGAUCGGAUAACCUUCAUUCCUCCUGCUAUUCUCAACCCGGCCACCCUGCUCCCUGAAGCAGAGGACUCUACCCCGGUGCACCGAUGCACUGACAUCCUGGCUGAAGAAACCGGGACCAGGAAAGACCUGACCGACCAAUCUUGUCCGGGUGUGCCUAACUGGUAUACGGACGGCAGCAGUUUUGUGGUAGAAGGUAAAAGAAGGGUGGGAGCAGCGGUGGUGGAUGGAAAGCAGGUAAUUUGGGCUAGCAGUCUCCCAAAAGGAACCUCCUCUCAAAAAGCUGAGCUCCUGGCAUUGACUCAAGCUCUGCGUCUGGCAGAAGGUAAGGCUAUCAACAUUUACACGGACAGCCGUUAUGCUUUCACCAUGGCUCACAUUCAUGGGGCCAUCUACAGACAGAGGGGCUUACUCACCUCAGCAGGAAGAGACGUUAAAAACAAAGAAGAAAUCCUGGCCCUCCUAGAAGCCAUACAUCUUCCACAAAAAUUAGCCAUCGUCCACUGCCUGGGACACCAGAAGGGGUAUUGGGAGGUAGACUUCACUGAAAUUAAGCCAGGAAAAUAUGGUAAUAAGUACCUUCUAGUUUUUAUAGACACUUUUUCAGGAUGGUUGGAAGCCUUUCCCACCAAGUUUGAAACUGCUCAAAUGUUAACCAAGAAGAUACUGGAAGAAAUCCUGCCCCGGUUUGGGAUCCCCAAGGUAAUUGGUUCAGACAACGGGCCAGCUUUUGUUGCCCAGGUAAGUCAGGAGUUGGCUACCCAACUGGGGACUAAUUGGAAAUUACAUUGUGCUUACAGACCCCAGAGCUCAGGACAGGUAGAAAGAAUGAAUAGAACCCUAAAAGAGACCCUUACUAAAUUGGCUAUUGAGACCGGUGGCAAAGACUGGGUGACCCUCCUCCCCUUUGUGCUCUUUAGGGUCCGAAACACACCUGGACGUUUCAGCCUUACCCCUUAUGAAAUCCUACAUGGGGGACCGCCCCCCUUGACUGAGUCAGGCGGGAUAUUGGAUCCUUGCACUGACUCUCCCUCUUCCUCUGCUCUGUUUACCCACUUAAAGGCCUUAGAAGUUGUCAAAACACAGAUCUGGGAUCAGAUCAAAGAAGCCUACACUCCAGGGACCACC